Messenger RNA from Cannabis sativa, 918 nucleotides. RefSeq lists its product as uncharacterized. The coding region runs from base 1 to 918 and encodes 305 amino acids. The record is from RefSeq and is a predicted model, not a curated record. The transcript is spliced from 5 exons. Lineage: Eukaryota; Viridiplantae; Streptophyta; Magnoliopsida; Rosales; Cannabaceae.
AUGGAAGAUGAGGGUGAUCCCAAUCCUACAUCAAUUUUAUAUGGGAGACUCUUCUUACUCACUACUAAGAAGUUGGAUACAAAAGUCGAAGAUAAUGACUGGGUCAGGUGUGCUAUCUUUAUGCUGGGAGAUGAUGCCUGUAUUUGGUGGGAGAUUGCGUCUCAGGGUCAUGACCUGAAUAACAUGACCUGGGAUGCCUUCCGGACCUUGUUUUAUGAGAAGUACUAUAAUGAGUAUAUUCGGGCAGCAAAGGGAGAAGAGUUUAUACGAUUGACUCAGGGCAACAUGACAAUGACAGAGUAUGCCACUAAGUUUGAUCGACUGGCAAAAUUUGCUUCAGAUGAGGUGGCUACUGAAGUUGCUAGAAAAGCAAAGUUUAUCCGAGGGUUGGAUGAACAUAUCGCAGGGGAUGUGAUUGUUGCUUCUAAACAACCGGGGGUUGCUCGAACUUAUGCCCAAAUAGUUGAACAAGCCCUAGUUUCUGAGGACACAGAAGAGACUCACGAAAGCCAUCUUCGGAUGGUGUUACAACGUCUCAGGGAGCAUAAGCUGCAUGCCAAGUUUAGGAAAUGUGAAUUUUGGUUGCCUCAGGUGAGUUUCUUGAGGCAUGUGGUAAGUAAAGAUGGGUAUUAUAGGAGAUUUGUUGAGGGCUUUGCAAAGAUUUCUACACCCUUAACAGAAUUGACCCAACAGAACUGCAAGUUUGUUUGGACUGCGGAUGCUCUAAGUCGAAAAGGACUAGGGCAAGUCUGUGAACUAAAGAAGACUUUAACAAAGUUGGCUGAGGAUAUGACUAGAGCGGGAAUUGAAUUUGUGAUUGGAAAACUUGCCAAUAUUACCUUGCAGUCUGAUUUGUUGGAAAGAAUUAGAGUGGCUCAACAAAGUGAUUCUGAGUUACAGGGCAUAAGGAGAAGUUAG